AUAGAGGUUGCACUGCCCCUUCCCUCUGAGAGAGGAAGGAAUGGACCCUGCCUCCUAGCCGCUGCCAUCCUCCUCUCCCUUCCUGCCCAUCACCUGCUCCACCUGCUGCUUGUGACCUCUGGCAACAUGGCUGGAAUGUAUCUGGCUCAUAACCAUGACCUACCACACCUGGCUUCAAAACCUGAAGAAAUUAGAAAGGAGAUGGAUGCCAAGAAGAAAGCUCUUGGCUCCUAAGGGUGACUCCAGCGCUGCCUUCUGGGUACAGACUGCUGCCUUGACGGCAGCCUCUGCCAUCUGAACCAAAGGCUCCAGCUCAUACCUCCAGCCUUGUCUUUCCUCCC
Equus caballus (horse) is the source of this 341-nucleotide messenger RNA. NCBI's taxonomy places the organism in Eukaryota, Metazoa, Chordata, Mammalia, Perissodactyla, Equidae. The record is from RefSeq and is a predicted model, not a curated record.